Molecule: messenger RNA, 2523 nt
Organism: Lasiodiplodia theobromae
Lineage: Eukaryota; Fungi; Ascomycota; Dothideomycetes; Botryosphaeriales; Botryosphaeriaceae
Product: Protein RNA12
Exons: 2
Coding region: 1-2523 (840 amino acids)
Cellular component (GO): mitochondrial inner membrane
Molecular function (GO): RNA binding
Source: RefSeq, a predicted model, not a curated record
AUGAGCAGCGUUUCGAGGCUAGGCCUGGGUCUCAGGCUGCAGCCCUCGAGCUUCGGCUGCGCUGCCGCAGUCCCGCGGCGAUGCAUAUCCUACUCCCCCAAUAAACGCGUCAAAUCCACUCUCGAAGCCGGCGAGGACAAAUCCGGCCAUAUCAACCAAGACCAGAACCAGGCAGUUCUCUUCUUUGACCAUGUAUUCCCUCUCAAGCUGCAAUGGCUGCUCCGCUUCCCCUUCUCCACCGAGAAGCAGUUUCCUGAAUUGAUGAAGCGGCUGAAAAGUCCUACCGUCGCCGCUGCUGAUCCUGUUAUUGUCUUGAAAAACUCUCCAAUCCUGAGCAAAGCCAAAAUCACCGUCGAAGAAGUGCUUCCCCGGCUCAAAGAGGGUGGCGCUUUUGUGAAGAUUAGGCAUGACCCGAACAUCGACCCGAAGAACAUCGAGUCUGAGAUCCGAAACCACUUGAAGCAAACCCAGAUCAAGCCAUGGUGGAACCCUUUCCAGCGCAUGCGUGCGAGGCUUGUCCGUGGCCGCCCGUGGGUCGAGGAUCUGUACCGCCUGCCCAGCCAACGUUUAAAGGUCGAGUUUCUGCCUGCUGAGGUGGGCACCGAGCCUACCGAGUUGUCUCCAGAGCAGCUCUACAGCAUCUUCAGACCCUACGGAAAGCUCAAGGACAUCGCCACUCAGCCGCCGGACUCGAAAAUUCUUCCUAAAUUUGCAUACCUGGACUUCACUCUAGCUCGUCGGGCCAUCAUGGCCAAGAACUGUCUGCAUGGUGUCAAGGUGCCAGAAGCUGAAGGGGGUGGGAAGGCCGGGACGCUCCUGCGUCUCACGUACGAGGCCAAGGGAAAGGGCCAUUGGUUCCGUGAUUGGAUUCUCGGUCAUCCUAGGAUCGUGAUUCCCGCGGUGAUUGCCGUCAUUGGUACCAUCACCGUCACCGUCUUUGAUCCCAUUCGAACAUUCUUUAUCAAAGCUCACGUGAACCGGUCCUUCAGCUUCGAGGACAACAAGAUCUACAACUGGUUCCGAUCUCAGGCAACAGACAUCUUGUCCUUCCGUCGCAAACAUGAAGAUGAAGCAGGCAUGGAAGCCAUCUGGGACGAUCGCAAGGGCAACAUCGAACAGCUGCAGGCAUGGUUGAUGGAGUCAACCGACACGUUCAUCAUCGUGCAAGGCCCUCGCGGAUCUGGAAAGAAGGAACUCGUCUUGGACCAAGCGCUCAAGGGCAGGAAACACAAACUAAUUAUCGACUGCAAGCCUAUCCAAGAAGCCCGCAGUGACAGCGCCACCAUCAACGCCGCGGCUGCAGAGGUUGGAUAUCGGCCUGUGUUCUCCUGGAUGAACAGCAUCAGCGGAAUGAUUGACCUUGCAGCACAAGGAGCUGCUGGUGUCAAGACUGGUUUCUCAGAAACACUCGAUGGUCAGCUCACUAAAAUCCUCAACAACACGGCCACAGCUCUGAAGCAAAUUGCGCUCGACCACCGCGAGAGUAGCGACAAGGAUGCAAGCCUCAGCGAUGACGAUUGGCUUGAGGUACAUCCGGAGAAGCGGCCAGUUGUGGUGGUGGACAACUACCUUCACAAGAGCCAGGACGACACCCUCGUGUACGACAAGAUUGCUGAUUGGGCUGCCAGUCUGACAACGGCUAAUGUUGCCCAUGUCAUCUUCUUGACACACGAUGUGUCGUUUUCCAAAUCGUUGAGCAAGGCUCUGCCGGACCGUGUUUUCAGGCUUAUCUCCCUCAGUGAUUGCUCGCCUGAAGUUGCGAAGCGCUUCGUCAUCAAACAUCUCGAUGCAGAUGACGAUGAUGGCAAGGGCCACUUUAGGAAGAAGAAGGAUGAGCAGGAGGAGAAGCUGACUCCGUCUCAACGCCGUAAAGACAUCGCAGAGCUAGACGACUGCAUUGGCGCCCUUGGUGGUCGCCUCACAGAUCUCGAGUUCCUUGCACGACGAAUCAAGACGGGCGAGAGCCCGAGAAACGCGGUCCAGCAAAUCAUUGAGCAGUCUGCGUCUGAGAUCCUCAAAAUGUACCUGUUCGGUCAAGACGAUGGAGACCGGAAAUGGACGCCUGAGCAGGCUUGGCUUUUGAUCAAGCAGCUUGCCACACAGGAGACGCUCCGCUACAACGGCAUCUUGCUGGCAGACACAUUCAAGACUGGUGGCGAACGCGUUCUUCAGGCACUGGAGCAGGCUGAGCUCAUCACGAUCGUCUCGAACAACGGGCGCCCACAGAGCAUCAAACCUGGAAAACCCGUCUACCAGUCCGCAUUCAAGAUGCUCACUGCAGAUCGCGUUCUCAAAGCCAAGUUGGAUCUUGCAAUCCUGGCGCAGCAGACCAAACUCGAGACUCAGAAUAUCGAUAAGUACGAGGCCGAGCUCAAGCUGCUAGGAUCGCUUCCAAAGCAGCCAUGGGAGCUCGGAUCCAGAAUCAAGUGGCUGUUAGACAAAGUGCACACCAGCCAAACAAAGGUGGAAAAGUAUGAGAUGGAGAGUGCAGAAUUGAAGAAGAUACUGCAGCGUGACUUUUAA